AAAACCCAAAAGAAAGAAAAAGCUAUAAAAAACCAUAUACCAACCAACAAAACCAUAUUUCUUCCUAAUCCUUCCACCUUCAUUUCUCUCCUUUCCUUCCAUUAAAACGAAAAUGGAUUCAGCUCCACCAUUGUUGGAGCUAGACCUUAACAACCUUAAAGCCCUCAAAAUCCUAGGUAAAGGUGCCAUGGGCACUGUCUUCCUCAUCCGCCACCCCACAACCAACAAUAACAACAACAACCUCUUGGCCCUUAAAGUCGUCGACAAAACCUCCAUGCACGCCAAACUCGACGCCGAACGCCGUGCCCGUUGGGAAAUCCAAGUUCUGUCAACGCUCUCCCACCCUUUUCUCCCUUCCAUUAUAGGCAUAUACGAAUCGCCACAAUUUCUUGCAUGGGCCCUACCCUAUUGUCCAGGUGGUGAUCUCAAUGUCCUCCGUUACCACCAACAGGACCGCGUUUUCUCUCCCACUGUUAUUCGAUUCUACCUGGCUGAAAUCAUCUGCGCUCUCGACCACCUUCAUUCCAUGGGCAUCGCUUACCGUGACUUAAAACCCGAAAAUGUCCUUAUCCAGCGUUCCGGCCACGUUACCCUCACCGAUUUCGAUCUAUCUCGAAAACUCAAACACAAAACCGAUAAUAAGAUUGUUUCAACAUUGUCUUUGCCUGAUUCGAAGGUUCAACAAGCUUCCAGAAAACACCGACGGAACUUCUCUCGCUGGAUCCAACUUCUUCCAAAGGAAUCUUCUCAGUAUUAUCAUCACCGGAUGAAUGGAUUGAGUUUGAAGAAGACAAUGUCAGCAAGAGUUAGCCCAGUGAGCCGUCAGAAACAGAGUUUCUCAAACGGCGAACGGUCGAACUCGUUCGUUGGAACAGAGGAAUACGUUUCGCCAGAGGUUGUUCACGGCGAUGGUCAUGAGUUUUCUGUUGAUUGGUGGGCGCUGGGGAUUCUGACAUACGAAAUGUUAUACGGUAGAACACCGUUCAAGGGGAAGAAUCGGAAGGAAACGUUUAGAAAUGUUCUGACGAAGUCGCCGGAGUUCGUUGGGAAAAGGACAGAGUUGACGGAUCUGAUAGAGAAAUUGUUGGAGAAGGUUCCUACGAAGAGAUUGGGUUAUAAACGUGGUGCUAUUGAGAUCAAAGAGCACGGGUUCUUCAGAGGGGUUAAUUGGGAAAUGUUGACGAAGGUGGUGCGGCCGCCGUUCAUUCCGUCCAGAGAUGAAAUCACCUUUUCUGAUGGAAAGGGCGGUGUGAAUAUUGUGGAUUAUUUUCAGCGGUUGAAACCGCCUUCGCCGAUGCGUAAUGUACCUUUGCCGUUACCGUCGCCGCCUUGUGAUAAGUUUAGAAAAAAUGUUUCGCUAACGGCAUUCUGAUGCACGUGCGAGUGCUUCAUUGCACGUGUAAGAGUUAGUUUUUUUUAGCAUUUUUAUUGUAACUGUAAUUCCUGUGCACAGAGAAAUUGAAUAACACUAUGAUGUUUAAAUAGUGUGCUCAAAUGUUAUUAAAUACUCAGCUUUCUGAUAA
Molecule: messenger RNA, 1523 nt
Organism: Lathyrus oleraceus (garden pea)
Lineage: Eukaryota; Viridiplantae; Streptophyta; Magnoliopsida; Fabales; Fabaceae
Product: serine/threonine-protein kinase UCNL
Exons: 1
Coding region: 113-1372 (419 amino acids)
Biological process (GO): protein phosphorylation
Molecular function (GO): ATP binding; protein kinase activity
Source: RefSeq, a predicted model, not a curated record